This is a messenger RNA of Chelonus insularis, 6042 nucleotides long. Its product is annotated as receptor-type guanylate cyclase gcy-12. Gene Ontology annotation, cellular component: plasma membrane. The transcript is spliced from 21 exons. Lineage: Eukaryota; Metazoa; Arthropoda; Insecta; Hymenoptera; Braconidae. The record is from RefSeq and is a predicted model, not a curated record. The coding region runs from base 763 to 4848 and encodes 1361 amino acids. Gene Ontology annotation, biological process: cGMP biosynthetic process; protein phosphorylation; receptor guanylyl cyclase signaling pathway. Gene Ontology annotation, molecular function: adenylate cyclase activity; peptide receptor activity; protein kinase activity.
CCGAGCCAGAACGCAUCCUUUGUCAUUCGAUCCUAUCAUUCCCGCGAUUUGCGAAAACACCAGUUUCAUGCGAUCAGUUUUACGUUCCUCUGGAAAUGUGAAUGAUUGCUAAUUUUAUUAUUGAUUUAUAAUUUAAUCAGAAGUUUGGCAAUACAGUUAACGGAGUGGAAGUGUGUCUAAAUUGCUCUUAAAGGGCAUAACAAAAUAAGAGAGAGAUAAAUAUACUGAAUGUCUCGGAAACUGUUGUCUCUUACAUUACCUAACAACGUGAGAAUUUGAAAAAUAAUCCUUGUCAGUUGAGACGAAAAGUCACGAGACUUUAAGACUCUAUAAAACAGCUUUAAACACUACCUCAGGGUCAGAAGAGCUCAUUUAAACAUGACAUUUAUAUAGGAUGUAGCUCCUGAAGGGUUGAAAAAUAUUAGUAGAAUAGAUAUCCAAGAUAAAGAAGACGUUUUGUUGAUGAAAUAGAACAAAGAAUCGAUAAUAAUUUUACUUUAGUAAACAAAGAGAAGUGAUAGAUAUUGAAAAGGAAAAAACAAUAACCUGAUCUUUGAAAUGAAAGCUUUUGUGAUAAAUGAGAUAAUACGAUAUCCUGUGGUCUGGCAGGUGGAACGGAAAUCACCGCCAUGAGAUAGUGGUACAUAUAAUGCUACAAAGAUAUAUGAAAUUUGGUGGUUACAUUAGAGGACUUUAUUGGUUUUGCUACGUUAUAACAACACACUCGGAGGAGAACUGUUGUUGGUGGGGUUGCACGGGCUAAUGGCCCGGAGCCGGCUUCACCAGCACCGGUGGUGGCUCGUAAUGCUCCUAAGUCUUGCUAGUUAUCUCUCAGCAAUACCUCAACAACCAAUUCGCCGCACUGGGAUUCCUAUGAUUCACGAAACAUCCAUCAGUCCGUCCUCAGAAAUUAUCGUUUUUCUACGGGACAAUUGUGAUCCUAUUCAAUCAACAAAUGAACAGAAUAAUAAUGAAGAAAUUAUCAAGGUACUCAAGAGAUUCAAUGCCAACAAUAAGUUUUCUGUCAAAAUGCUCCCCAAUUCAGUUACAUGUGAAUCAAAGUCCUGGGGUCUUGGCAUUCUCAUUGAAGUACUUGGACAGCCAACAACAAAAGCACUGAUUGCAGCUCUCGAUUCCAACACAUGUGAAGUGGCUGAAAAACUCGCCCACCUGUGGGAGAAGCCUCUACUUACCUGGACUUGUCCUACGGUAAUGAUAGCUGAAGAAAAUCGACUUCCAUUCACGAUAAAACUAUCUCCAUCGAUUCCAAUGAUAGCACAAGCACUGGCUGAAAUAUUUUUGCAUUUUCGAUGGAAAUCUGCUGCUAUCAUUGCAAUCGAUAAAGAACCUUGGUCAAGCUUAGACCGGCUGAUAGUUGGUAAUUUAAGGAGCAUUGGUAUAAUCCCACGACACCGAGCUCUUAUUUCUUGGCAUGCCACUUCUAAUUCCCAGAUUUAUCAAACUCUUUGGUCAUUCGAGUCAAUAAUUUGUAGAGCUAUAAUUCUUUGUCUGCCGGCCGACGACCAAGAGUUGACAAAUCGAGUGUUGAUGCAGCUCCAAGCCAUGCGGGCAUCGCGACGUGACAAUCCGUUUUUCUUACUUAUCCAUCCCGAAGGUCCCGAACUCUUUCUUCCUCGUCGAGAAACUCUCUUCGAUAACUCUACCACUUCGACUACAACAACAACAACUGCUUCCACUGUUACUACUACUACCGUUUCAGCUACACCAGCUAUAAGGGAAAGUCAAAUCUCAAUGGGAAAGUAUCCAGAUCAACAAUUUCCCGAACAACUAAGUGAAAAUUUGACGAAUUUACUCGCUUUCGUACCUUUUGAUAACAGAUAUAAUAUAGAGAAAAUUUACAAUAAAACAGAAACAUAUGUAAAGCCAGAUACUAUCGACCGUUUAUCCGAAUCAUUUGAAAUUCUUGCACAUAGCAAUUUAAGUUUGAGCAUCAAUAAUAACAAACUGUUCAACUAUGCUCUUCUAUCAUGGAGAAAAACUCGUGAAAAAAAUGAUAUCGGAUGGCAGCCUCUCGUACAAGUGAUCGAAAAUCGAGAGAAUUUAGACGUUCAAGAGCUAGUCGAGAACAAUUUGGCUGAUGAAGAGAUACUCGAUGUCAUUUUGUGUGCAAAUGGACAUGGAUGUGAUGUAGAUAUUGGAGAAAUAAGUGAUCUACCAAUUCAAGCCGUUCAUAUUGUAACCAUCGUGAUAUCGUGUUUUUUUUUAACUCUUCUACUACUUGUAAUCGUUAUCCUGGUGAGAAGACAUUUUUUGAAUCGAAGGAUGUCAAAAGGUCCAUACAAAAUUAUUUUAACAGCAUCAGAUUUUGUAUUUCCUCAAGUAGUUGAUAGUAGGAGGGUAGACGAAGGUAUUGAGGCAAUGUUAUGCUGCUGGCUCCAGCAAUUUCAAGAAUUUGGUGGCCCUGAGGUGGAAAAGCCAGAUUUGUUACAGGGGAGUGUUGGGUCCUUGAAACCUCACUUAAAGGCAAGCACAAGUAGCCUUGCUAGGCAUACAAUAUUCAAAGAUCCACGGGCACGAUAUAAUGGUGACCUCGUUCAGUUGAAAGAACUUCCAUGCCAGGGUACAUUUGAGCUUAAGAGUAAAGCCAUGGAUGUACUAGUUAUGAUCCACGGCUUAAGACAUGAAAAUCUCAACCCUUUAAUCGGAUGUUUAAACGAGCCGACUCGGCCUUGUCUUGUAUACGAAUAUUGCUCACGGGGUUCUCUUGAAGAUGUUCUUGUUCAGGAUGAAAUCAAACUCGACUGGUCUUUUAGACUAUCUUUGCUCACUGAUCUAGUUCGGGGUAUGAAAUAUCUUCAUAGCAGUCCAAUACGCGUCCAUGGUUAUUUGACCUCAAGAAAUUGCGUCAUAGACGCCCGUUGGGUUCUGAAGGUCACGGAUUACGGACUUCCAGCUUUUUAUGAAACGCAAAAUAUCAUUCCACCAGCAAAGUCUGCAAGAGACCUCCUUUGGACAGCCCCAGAAUUGUUGAGACACACAGGAUUGCGUAAAAAAGGUACUCAGCCUGGCGAUGUUUAUAGCUUUGGCAUUAUAAUGCAGGAAGUUGUUGUACGUGGAGAACCUUUUUGUAUGUUAGCUCUUUCACCAGAAGAUAUAGUUGAGAAAGUAAAGAAACCACCUCCAUUGAUCAGACCGUCAGUGAGCAAAGGAGCUGCACCACCUGAAGCUAUUAAUAUUAUGCGACAGUGCUGGGCAGAAGCUGCUGACAUGCGACCAGAUUUUAAUGCCGUUCAUGACCUUUUUAAAAAAUUGAACCACGGCCGGAAAGUCAACUUUGUAGACACCAUGUUCCAAAUGCUUGAGAAGUAUUCGAAUAAUUUGGAAGAAUUAAUCCGGGAGAGAACUGAACAGUUGGAUAUGGAGAAAAAAAAAACCGAACAGCUUUUGAAUCGAAUGUUACCGAGUUCUGUAGCAGAGAAAUUAAAGCUUGGAAUGCCCGUCGAUCCAGAGGAAUUUGAAGAGGUGACAAUAUACUUCUCAGAUAUUGUUGGAUUCACUACAAUUUCUGCACAUUCAACGCCCUUCCAGGUCGUUGAUUUACUUAAUGAUCUGUAUACGUGCUUUGAUGAUACAAUAAAUGCUUACACUGUGUACAAAGUGGAAACGAUAGGAGAUGCUUACAUGGUUGUUGGUGGUUGUCCAGUAAAAAUUCCAGAUCAUGCUACCCAAAUAGCGACGAUGGCGUUAGACUUGCUUCAUCAAAGUGGCAAAUUUAAAAUACGACAUCUUCCCAAAACACCGUUGAGAUUAAGAAUUGGGCUUCAUACUGGUCCUUGCUGCGCUGGUGUAGUUGGGCUCACAAUGCCUCGUUAUUGUUUAUUCGGUGAUACAGUAAAUACAGCUUCGAGAAUGGAAUCAACUGGUGCACCCUGGAGAAUACAUUUGAGUCAAGCAACGCGUGAUCGUUUAUGCCAAGCAGGUGGAUACUUUAUUGAAUAUCGCGGUUGCACUGAGGUUAAAGGCAAGGGAAAAAUGCCAACGUAUUGGUUACUUGGAAAACAGGGUUUUGACAAGCCGUUACCAACACCUCCACCCCUUGGAGACGAUCAUGGAUUGGACGAAAACCUGUUUAUGGAACGAGCAGAAAGCACAGAGCAAUCGGAAGCAUCUGAGGAUCGGUCUGAAUGUUCAGCAGCAAGUGCACCUGUUAUUCGUCAUCAAAUAAUAGACGAACUAAAUGCCCCUGUGAUAGAGGAAGAUGACAAUAGCUCUGGAAAAAGCAAUUGCUCUUCCAUUGCUACCUGUAUCAUUAGUUCCAAAUUAAAUACCAGUUCCACUAUGCUUCAUGAAAGAACAUCACUAAGAAAAGUUCCUGUAUCAGUUCAUGAUGAAAGAAAGAAAGAUAGUUUAGGUACGGGUUUACAAGGUCCAUCUAACUUAGUAUCUGAAGUGGUAUCCAUGCCACUGAGUGCAGUUUCAACAACUUCAUUAAGCUCAAUUUCCGGCACCACAUUCCGUGGAGCUACCAGCAAGUAUAGAAGAGUUGGGAUUAUUGACGAGGAUGAUCUCAGCUCGCCGUAUAAUCAUUACAGAUGUCUUUCACCUAACGAACACUACAGUGGUAAAACUGCAAGUGGUCGUUUUCUUAGACGGCAAUUCAGUCUUGAUCGUCCAGAUGAACCGAUCUCUAUAAUUUCUGAUCAAAUCAAUAUUUUAACUGGAAACAAAGUACCACCACGAAUUUUCAAACAAAAUAGCGCAGGCGCUGCUAAUGAUCUCGAAAAAAUUGAAGAAGUUCCAUUAACUACACCUACACGUCCUUCUCAUCAGAAUUAUCGUCAUGCGGCAUCCAUGUCACUUUCCGUAGAAUCUCUCACUCUUCAUUAAAUUACAAUAAUUAUCGAACAACACAUUUCAACUACCUAAUCAACUACCUCCCUCCAAAGCGAUUAUUUAUCUAAUCAAUUUACAAGGUGAUACCUCCUCCUCAGAUUAUGUCAACAUUCAAUUUCCAUUUAGAUGUUAGACACUCUAAUUAAUCCAAUUUAUAAGUAAAUAUCACUAUUUUGUUAAUCAUUAGAUGCGUACAGAAUAAUUCUUUAUAUAUUUAAAUUUUAUGUGAAUUCCACUGCUGGUCAGUUGUAUUUAACGACAUUUAUUGAUGGAUGAUUAAUGAUCUAUUUAAUUCUGAUGAAAUUGAUGAUGACUAAUUACUCAUUAUAUGGAAUAUCAUUGAAGAUAUCACGAAAUAAAUAAUUUAUUGAUAAUUUCCAAUACGUAAUAUUAAUUAAGUGUGAAUUAAUACAUUAAAGAGGCAGAGUGAUUGAUACUUGAUCUAGUCAUACAAAUAGUUGAGUGACAAUUGAAUAUUUCUAAUUUCAAAGAAGAUAAAAAAAAAGAUUACGAUUGAAAUUCAAAUAUUGAUCUUUAAAUAGUUAAGAAAUGUAAAUAUUAAUUAAGAAAAUUUGCAUACGAAAAUUCGUUUACUUUUGUUAUUAAUAUUGUUAUAUAUUCGUUAUCGAAUUAUAAUGAUGAAAUUAAAGCUUUUGAUUAAAUGUUUUUGAUUUCAUAAAAAUUUCACUCUGCCUUUUAAUAAUUAAAUGAUAUUAUAAAAAUAUAUAUAAUUGUCGAAAAACACCACAUCAGUUUCGACAUUCUUGUUAAUCGUCAGUAUUAAUAUACAAUAAUGGUACAAUGAGUAAGUUAAUUGUAAAUAGUCCUUUUCUAUCGGCCUAAAUACUCCCUUAACCCCAUACUUUGUUUUUUAGAUUGCUAUUUGGUAUUGGAAAAAAAUACUUUUCCAGUAUACUGUAUAUUUAAAUUUAUAAAAAGUAUAAUAUUACAUAUGUUAAAGUUGUAGAUUUUAUUUUUUUCAAUAUCUGGAGCAAUAAUAUAAUGAAUAAUAGUUAAUGAAAUCUUUGAAAUAAGAUUAAUGUCAAAAAUGACAAUGUCAAAGUUGUGGUAAAAUUUGAUUAAAAUAAUUAUAUAAUUGUAGACAGUUGUCAAAGUUUCUUUCUUGAUAUAUAAAUUAAUUAUUUAUUCAACAACGUGAUAUAAUAAGACACUGAAUUAAUCAACAAA